Pipistrellus nathusii (Nathusius's pipistrelle) is the source of this 516-nucleotide messenger RNA. Lineage: Eukaryota; Metazoa; Chordata; Mammalia; Chiroptera; Vespertilionidae. The record is from the annotation of a GenBank genome assembly.
AUGGUGAAGCUGAACGGCACCCCCGGCGAGAAGGGCGCCAAGCCCGCCUCGGUGGAGGACGGCUUCCAGACAGUCCCCCUCAUCACCCCCCUGGAGGUGAACCACCUGCAGCUGCCGGCUCCCGAGAAGGUGAUCGUGAAGACCAGGACGGAGUAUCAGCCGGAGCAGAAGAACAAAGGGAAGUUCCGGGUGCCGAAGAUCGCUGAGUUUACGGUCACCAUCCUGGUCAGCCUGGCGCUCGCCUUCCUCGCCUGCAUCGUGUUCCUGGUGGUGUACAAAGCCUUCACCUACGACCACAGCUGCCCGGAGGGCUUUGUCUACAAGCACAAGCGCUGUAUCCCGACCUCCCUGGACGCCUACUACUCGGCGCAGGAGCCCGCCUCCCGGAGCCGCUUCUACACGGUCAUCAGCCACUACAGCGUGGCCAAGCAGAGCUCCGCCCGCGCCAUCGGGCCCUGGCUCUCGGCCGCCGCCGUCAUCCACGAGCCCAAGCCGCCCAAGACCCAGGGCCACUAG